AAAUUAAAGAUGUGGAGACUGUUGCUGGUGAUAACGCUGUCCAGUGAAGCGUGGACACAAAGCAACUAUGCAUCCCAAGGCAACAGUAUUGAAUAUCAGCCCGGAUUACCACCGAGCACAAUUCUCGAUGGGAAAGUUACCAAAUUGGAUGAGCUGUCUCCAAUAAUAUUUCUCAAUCGUACGAAGGCCUAUUUGAAUUGCAGCCAAGGUAGCAUGCAGGUGGAGUUAAAGUUCGAUGAGCCGUUCUACGGGGUCGCCUACGCGGAUUUCGACCGCAACAGCGCCUGUAUGGUCAAGGGACGUGGGUUUAAUUAUGCUGAAUUGGAGCUGCCUUUAAAAGGAUGCGGCACUAAACAAGAUCCCCAGCGGGUUUUUACCAACAACAUUGUGGUCCGUUUUCAUCCGGGACUCGAAAUGGAUGGCGACGAAGUUAUUACGAUAAUAUGUCGUUAUCCUCCUCCAAUAACCCCCAAACCAUCAAUAGCUGAAGGAGUACUACCACCGAUUCCCGCAGAAGGAGGAAUAGCUGAGCCACCUCUAAAAGGCUUCCAAAUCCUCCUGACAAUCUGCGCACUCCUGUUCCUCUCUCUGCUGCUCUUAGGGCUAGGCUGCUCUUACCUCUGUCUAAAACGACGCAACAUCCGAGUAGUCCACCGACAUCCAUUCGGCAGCGCCACAGGAUCCGAAAUCACAAAGCUCUCUGGCUCAUCACUGGGCCACCUGUCGAUGUUCGAGGGGCUAAAAAUACCUCGCGCCCACACUUUAUUACACACCGCCGCCUCGUCUUCAGGUAGCGAGGCGAACCUCGUGAUCGAUCACUCAGACACUCUUCCAAGUGAUUACCCAAGCGAGAGCCACUCGGAAGUCGGUAUCGAGACUGCUAACGCCUACGGAUUUGACGAGAUAAUCCACUCAACCCGGUCAACCACCUCAUUAACACCCGGGUUGUCCCAAAUCGACGAAGUCCGCUCCUUGCCACCCUCCUCUCUGGACUCCUACGACAACAAGGCCUACAUCCACGACCAGGACAGGAACAUCCACACUAGCUCUCUCUACUCCGAGACCAUCACUGACCUAGAUUCUCGGGUCACCAGACACCCUGUCGAGCCGAAAUUCGACGUACAGAUGAGAGUUAAACGAGCCCCUCCUCCUCCAAGUCCUCUCCCGUCAGAAUCUGACGCCAGCAUCGCCUUGGAGCGGAACUUGACGACCAUUUUGGAACGUGAGGAGACUAUGAGGUCCAUGGAGACUCCCAAAUCUCGCUUGACCACCUUCUCCUACGUUCCAGAGCUCCAUAGUCCCCCUAGCAGCAUGAUAUCCCGCCAACAAACCCCUCCUGUCUACUCCCGGAUCCUCCGGAAACAAGCUGAACGCGAGAGCCACGAAGUAAACACUCAAGGACAACCUGGAACCCUCCACCGACCAAGAUCUUUGACUACUCUGGAAGAGUACUCAGAAACAAGGACGAUGGUUGAUACUCAAGUAACUGAUGCUUCUCAUGCUAAAUACAGAGUAGCCAGCAUCCUGGCGCCCACUCCUCCUCCUCCACCUCCUAUUGUACCGACUCACACCCAUACGUCAAUUCAACAACGCGAACAUAUUCGCGAAGAGGUUGAACCGCUAGUGGAAGCAGUAGUUGCGCCAAGACGCCCAGAAAUCACGACACAUGAAGUUGAUGAUGUGUUCUUGAGGACAGUCACCGAAAAGAAAACCAUUGAAGACGUAGAAAGACACAAGAGACAGGUGACUGAGUACUACAGAAAGCCUGAUCCUAAAUGGGAUGUAACAAUUCGAAAUUAUCCUGCAGACGAAGUCCCUCCUGCGCCUCCUCAGUGGGAGAACUUUUCAGACGUCAGUUCGGCGUCUAAUUUGACGAUUGUCAAUGACCAUCUUCAUAUGAUGAGGUCUGCGGAUGAGGUAGAUUCAACUAUUGAACCUACUUACAGUCGCGCGGAAAUGCCGUCCAGAUCGCCUCAAGGUUUGGACACUGAGAGUGUCGGAGACCAGUGGGAGACCUUGUCCAGGGUGCUGGAGCCGCAGUACUCUGGAGAGCUGACAGAUGAUGAAAGGGAGAAGUGGAGGGAAGUUAUUACUACCGAAAGUACUUUGAGGACUUUGUUAUCAGAAGCGGUCGUUAAGGAAGAUUACGACUUGAUCAGGAAGGACGCGAGGUACCAAACUCUAUUUCCUCCCGCGAAGUGGGACGUUAUUAUCAGGAUCUUGAGUCCUCCGCCAGCUUCCUCAAUCGCUUCGAGCAAGAGUGGGCAGAAGUAUAAGAGAAGCAAAGGUUCGGAAUGGGACAGCAGGUCUAGGAGGUCUUCUCUACCGACCUUGUAUGAGUAUGAUAGUGAUGGUGGAACCUCUAUCAGGACUCAUGAUGUUCCAGGUGCUCCGUCGGAUGAUCGCAAUAGGAGGUUGAGUAUUACCAGGACGGGGAGUGAAAUUGACUUGAGAUCCGAGUCUGAAACCAUCAGGAACUUCAAGAUGCAGAGGGACGAUGUGAGUGUUAGUUCUUAUGACGCUGACUCUAUUGUCAGGUCCCUGAGCCAGCCCAGUUUGGCCAGGUCGGAGUUCGCGGAACAUUGGGGCCUCCCGGCGAGAAACCUGAGGACUUGGGCGCCAGAAACUGAAGAAGUUGCCAGUUCGCCGGAUACCACGCCCAUGGCGAUUAGAAGAGGAGACAGGGUGGAAGUUAUGACUUCUUUUGAUUCGGGAAAUCAUCCGGGAUUGACCAGUACUUUUACCAGGUCCACAAGGUACUCUGAAAGGGAGACUGUGAGGGUGACUGAGGCGGGAAGACCCGGGUGGUUUCACGAUGACUCGGAACCGGAAAUGCAAAUUUAA
Molecule: messenger RNA, 2844 nt
Organism: Cotesia congregata
Lineage: Eukaryota; Metazoa; Arthropoda; Insecta; Hymenoptera; Braconidae
Source: the annotation of a GenBank genome assembly